AUGAACGCGCCGCCGUCUCCGCCGGUUUCUUAUUCGACGACGUCUACUUCUUAUAGCAACGGUAACAAUAAUGAAGGCAAAAGGUACAAGCGUCGGAAGGAUUUCCAAUACAAGCAUGGUCAAAGGCACCACUCAUAUGACAGCGAAAAAGCACCCUAUCCCCUUUCCUAUGAUAGAAAGGUUCUCGAAUUGGAGUCUUUUGACAAUACCUUGGCGCAAUAUCUUCAAGGUUCAUGCUCUUUUGCACCCUUGAAGGAACCUCCAAGCCGUGUGUUAGAUCUUGGCUGCGGGACCGGAACAUGGGUGAUAAAUGCUGCCAAAGAAUGGAAAGAUUGCGAUUUUGUUGGAUUCGAUUUGGUGGAUAUUCAAAUCCCCCUCAAGAUUUUGGACCCUUCGCUGGCGAGGCGGAUUGAGUGGAAGCAUGGGAACUUCCUAACCACCAAACUGCCGUUCGAAGACGACGAGUUUGAUCAUAUUCAUAUCCAGGGUAUAGCUUUAGGUGUUCCUGAAAACAAAUGGGGAGUUCUCUUCGAGGAAGUUUCCAGAGUAUUACGAUCUGGGGGUACGGUGGAAAUGAUUGAAGAAGAUGCUUUAUUUCCAACACUUCCUCUCUGGUUCACAACGGCGCUUCGAUCAAAACCACUAAGAGCUCAGUCAGCUCGAUUUUCAUCUCAUACCAGUACUACGGCCCCUUCGCAUUCCCCAGAAAUUAUGGAUCUUGAUACACGACCACCUCAUGACCACGCUUUGUUAGAAUCUCUUCACCAAUCUGUUUUUCAGAAUCGGUUUAUCAACAUGAAGCCUUCUGCCGUAUUGCCUAGUUAUUUUACGACGUAUUUUAGACAGGUCACUCUGGGCCCCCUUCUGAGCUUCCCGAUGCCACCUAUUGCACCAUUGCAGCCUCUGCCUCCUCAGAUAAUAACAUCAUACGUUGUUGAACCCAACUCCGAUAAUCAUGAGCUUGGAUCUAAAUCUCAGCUGUCGGAAAGCAAAGUGCCUGCCUUGCGCCCUGUCUCCAUGUCCUUUUCAUCCUCUGUGUCAGGAAUCGCAAUCCAUGGAGAAUCUGACAUCAAGCCGACUCGGGCUCGUACUGCGUCCGCACCCCUGACAUUUUACCCAUCGAAUUCCAGCCCCUUUCCCGAAACUUCCCACCUUAAAAUUGCUGGCUCUGACGACUAUGUGGCCAGUCCAUCACAUCAUUACACAGUUGAGAAUUCUAUAACUGAGAGUGAAGCAGUCAUUCUUGCGCCUGCUUUAUUAUUUCCGAAAAACCGACUAGAUUCUUUGAGUGAACGAUCGCUCGCUAUGCAUUUAUACCGCACCAAUCAAGCCGUGUUAGCCUGUCAAGAAGCAAUGUGGGAGGAACUCAAGGACAGAAUACGAAAUCGAAAAGAAGAAUUAAUACCUUUUGGUUGGGAUGAUGAUGUAGAGUUGGAAGAGCUUCAAAGCCGGAAAAAAUUCGAAAGGUUGAUUGAAAGGUAUACAAGUGAUAUGCAAGCUCGUGUUGCGCUAUGGCAUUCACUAAAUACGAUGGGAUGGCCAUUGCCAAUGCGAGAGCCUUUAUCAAAGGCAGAACUGAUCGAAGAGGAACGCGUCCGAGAAAGUAUGAUGGAAGCACGAAAGAGAUCUACUCUCGAAGAACUGGAGAUACCUUGCCGUUCGAUCAGGGUGCUCAUAGGUUCCAAUUUAUGA
Messenger RNA from Psilocybe cubensis, 1692 nucleotides. RefSeq lists its product as uncharacterized. The coding region runs from base 1 to 1692 and encodes 563 amino acids. NCBI's taxonomy places the organism in Eukaryota, Fungi, Basidiomycota, Agaricomycetes, Agaricales, Agrocybaceae. Gene Ontology annotation, molecular function: methyltransferase activity. The record is from RefSeq and is a predicted model, not a curated record. The transcript is spliced from 10 exons.